UCGACGACGAACAGGACCCUCUCCAAGCUUGGCGGUAUCUCGAGCAGGCUGCGACACUCUGCCACCAUUACGACCACCAUUACCACCCCAUCCCUCCGACUUCUUCUCCCCCUUCCUCAUCAUCCACCACUUUGCAUCGUCUCGGGUCUUCUCCAGUCGUCCUUACCUUCCUUAGAGCUUUGCGUGCGUGACCCCAGCCUUGUCGAGACGGCAGCGACGACAACAUCAACAACAACAACAUCGUCGACACGCAGCAAGCUUCGCCACGAUGUCCCUCCCCCUCGGCUUCUCGCCAUUUGACGACUAUGACAGCCCCUAUGCCUCGACGAAUGCUGCCAUCCGCAACCGCGGUCGUCGAGAGAGCCAAACAUCGCCCACUUCCUCGUUCCAGCAGCGACGAGAGAGCCAUGGGUCUAUGACGCCUGCCGGUGGCAGUACCGUAGGACUCGCGCAGCAGAUGUCGACGCCCGGCCAGCGCACUUCUGCGAUGGGAGAUGUGGACUUGAGACGCAGCGAGGCUCCUCCUGAGAUUCCGCAAGCGCAAGACUUUGGGAGCAGGAAGUUCCAGCGACCGUCUUCACAAGAUGGCAUCCGCGCCAUUGCUCGACCGCAGCCCAUGGGUGCGCAGCUGGCUUCGAUUGCGCCCAGCUCGCCGCCGUCAUCGCCUCCGCAAGCUACCUCUCCUGCUUCGCCUCAGACAUCGCCCGUCCAGCGACGACCUGCCCCUCCUCCACCGGCUAGGGCUACCUCUCCUCCCGCGUCACCAUCCGUGCGACCUCCCGUACCCAUGUCGCCCCCUCGCAAAGCCGCGCCACCUCCAGCGCAAGCAUCGAUCCCCGAGCCCGCUGCUCCCCCUGCUGCCAGCUACGUACAGGCUUCUACUCCUGCGCACGAGGAGGAGCAGCCGCCGCGCACCAACGCAGCCGGCCCCCUAGCCGGAGCCGCCGCGCCCGCUAUCGCCACGCCCUUUGCCAACGAGAUGACACAGACCAACCGCAGCUUUGCCCCGCCCAUUGCGGAGCACGCACCAUCCUCUCCCUCGGACGAUGGCGACGACGACAUCGAGGUCGCCUCAUCGCAUCACGACGAGGUGCCACGUCGUCAGGCAACGCCACCUCCGCACACCGCAUACGACAUGGGCAACGCCGCCAGCUCAGAUCACUUUGCCGAGAAGACGCCCGCUGCGGCUAUUGCUGCCGCUGCCGCUGGCACUGGUGCCGCCGGCUCGUCGUGGAAGGUCAACAACGAAGGAAGCAGGUGGAGCGCAGGUAACGACGCCCCUCUCCUCAACGCUCGACGCGGCGGUGGCUCGGGUGGCUCAGGCGGCCUCGCUCGUUCAUACCGCAACAACAAACGUAAGUGGUGGCUGGGCGGUGGCAUCCUGCUCCUCGUCAUUCUCAUUGCGGCCAUUGUCGGUGGCGUUGUGGGCGGCAAGUCCUCGAGCUCAUCAGGCAGCGACAAUAGCUCGUCGGACGACGGCACCUCUGGUAACGGCCGCAGCAAGGGCAAUACCGGCAGCUCAGGCUCGCCAGACACCACAGGACCAGGUGGCACCAAGGUUCAGCCAGACUCGCGCCUGCACAACUCCUUCUACGGCAUCAACUACGAGCCCUUCUCCACCGACCCGACUGCCGGGUGCGGCGCAAACAUCACGGGCGUCAUGGAGGAUGUCAAGCUUCUUUCGCAGCUUACGACGCGUGUGCGUUUGGGCGGCUCGGCCUGCAACGAGACUGCGCUUGUACUGGACGCCAUCUCGCGCACCAAGGUCGACUUGACCGUCUGGGCCGCCAUCACUCUCGAUCUCGACGGAACGGGCACCACGACGUUCACUGACCAGGUCAACAACUUGACGUACGCCUUUAACACCUUUGGCACGCAGCACGUCUCUGGCGUCGUGGUCGGCGAGGAGUAUGUCACCAAUGGCGGAUCCGCCACCACUCUCAUCGCCAACCUGCAACGCUGGCGCCAAGUCGUCACCGACAACUCGGCGUGGGGCUCUCUCCUCACCACCACGGCCGAGGUCACGUCCGUCUGGACGCAGGCCCUCGUCAACGCGGUGGACAUCGUCUUCGCCAACAACCAAGCGUGGUACUCUGAGAUUGCUGCGGAGGAAGCCGCGGGCUGGGCAUACGGCUACGCGCAGGACACCGUCGUCCCUCUGGCCACGGAUUCGACGCCUGCGAACAAGGACGUGGUGCAAAGCGAAUUUGGCUGGCCCACCGGUGCAUCGACGACCGCCGCAGCCACGCAGGGAGAGGCCGUCGCCUCGGUCGCCAACUUGCAGACCGUCCUCGACACGUACGUCUGCGCGAGCAACACGAACGGGAGCGCCUACUUCUGGUACGAGCUCUUUGACUUUGUCAGCUCGUCGAGGACGGACGGCGUCGCGCCCUUCUGGGGCUUGUUUGAUGCGAACAAGCAGCUCAAGACGGGCAUCACCAUUCCUGACUGCAGCCACAGGUAGGCGCGGUGCGCGGCGCGCGGCAAGACCAAUACAGAAUCGUUCAUGGACCCUCUAUCUAUCACGUCUCCUUCGCCUUCAUCUCCUCCAUACUGCAUUCAUGACUCUCGUUCCUCGACCACUGUACACUAUGUCCUGCCUCUCGCGCGCGCUCGCCAUGCCAAGAAGAUGAAGAAUCUCGAAUGCGAUGAUCUUGCGUCACUCAUGACUGAGCACGGCGGGCGUGAUGUGAGAGCGAAGACGAAGAGGGGCUCCGCCUCGCCUCACAAAUGUCCGUUGCCCCGAGGCGGAGGCGGACCAGCGAGCAAAUAUCAGGGGU
This is a messenger RNA of Jaminaea rosea, 2780 nucleotides long. RefSeq names its product glycoside hydrolase. The transcript has a single exon. Bases 269 to 2464 code for a protein of 731 amino acids. Lineage: Eukaryota; Fungi; Basidiomycota; Exobasidiomycetes; Microstromatales. The record is from RefSeq and is a predicted model, not a curated record.